Messenger RNA from Colletotrichum orchidophilum, 2523 nucleotides. Its product is annotated as neutral/alkaline non-lysosomal ceramidase. NCBI's taxonomy places the organism in Eukaryota, Fungi, Ascomycota, Sordariomycetes, Glomerellales, Glomerellaceae. Gene Ontology annotation, biological process: sphingosine biosynthetic process; long-chain fatty acid biosynthetic process; ceramide catabolic process. The record is from RefSeq and is a predicted model, not a curated record. The transcript has 3 exons. Gene Ontology annotation, cellular component: extracellular region. Bases 1 to 2523 code for a protein of 840 amino acids. Gene Ontology annotation, molecular function: N-acylsphingosine amidohydrolase activity.
AUGAAGUUUAUUAAGCCGAUACAGAAGGUCCGGCCGGGCGUUCCGUGUCGCAACUUCCUAGCGCUGCACUGGUCGUGGCGGGCUGACGCUAACACCUUAUUUUAUCCCGUGAUCCAUCUUCACCUUCUCUUCUACACUUCACUACAUCCAUGUUUCUUUGAUACCCCAAUUCCUCGAGGCUUAGACGAUAUGCCUGUAGAACGGAGUGCCGAGAAGAGCCCCGCUUUGCCGGCCGCGUCUCACACAGCUUCUCCACCAAGCUCCCGGAGAGCUCUAAUUUGCUUAAUCGGCUUCAUUCUAUCGUUUCUGGUUGUUUACGGACUUUACACCCCGGGAGGCAGUUUAAUCGGCACAGGCAGAUGGUUCACCGGAACCUUUAAUAUCCCCGACAUUGAUGCUGACAAUGACUUGUAUCUUAUCGGUGCUGGCCGAGCCGACAUUACCGGCCCGGUUGUGGAAAUCAACAUGAUGGGCUAUGCAGACCCCAAACAGCUCGGUACCGGCCUUCGACAGAGACUGUAUGCCCGAGCUUUCAUCGUCGGCAGCGUCGAACGACCCGACGACAGGUUCAUCUACGUUGUACUAGACACACAAUCGGGUGACACAGCUGUUCGCUUUGGCAUUCUUCACGGGCUUGCUGAGCUUGGCUUCGAUUACUCCAUGUAUGGGCACCACAAUUUGGCAUUGACCGGGACACAUUCACACUCUGGACCGGGCGCCUGGCUCAAUUAUCUGUUGCCACAAAUCACGAGCAAGGGUUUCGACCAGCAGAGUUACAGAGCUAUUGUCGAUGGCACCUUGUUGGCGAUCCGUCGUGCGCAUGACAGCCUAGAGCCAGGGCAUAUCAGUGUCGGCUCAACCAAGGUCACUGGUGCGAACAUAAACCGCAGCCUGUAUGCUUACAUGGCGAACCCGGAAGAAGAGCGUGCCAAAUACAACGUCAGCGCCGAGAACGACGGGUCUGUUGAGAAAGACUUGACGCUGCUGAAGUUCCAGAGAGCGUCAGACGGCAAGAGCAUCGGUGCGUUGACAUGGUUUCCCACCCACGGUACAUCCAUGCUCGGCAACAAUACUCUCAUUUCGGGAGACAACAAGGGCGUAGCAGCGUGGCUAUUUGAGAGAAGUGUGCGAAAAUCGUCUGAUGCGACCAAGGGAUUCGUUGCUGGGUUCUCCCAGGCCAACGUGGGAGAUGUCAGCCCCAAUGUGCUAGGCGCUUUCUGCGAGGAUACCGGUGAGCCCUGCGACUUCAAGACGAGCACUUGCAGCGACGGCAAAAGCCAGAAGUGCCACGCCAGAGGCCCGUUAUUCAGGGAGAAAAACAACGGAGCCUCGUCCUGCUUCGAGAUCGGCAAGAGACAGUACAUUGCUGCCAAGGGGCUAUUCGACGACAUGGGGUCCAAAUCUCAGCGAGUUCGCGGCUCGUGGGUAAAAUCGUUCCAUACCUUCCACAAUAUGUCAGAGUUCCACUUCGACUUACCCAACGGAACGGAAGUGAGAACCUGCCCUGCGGCGUUGGGCUACUCAUUCGCAGCGGGAACGUCUGAUGGUCCUGGGGCAUUCGACUUCACCCAGCACGACUCGAACUCAACUAACACGAAUCCUCUGUGGAAGGUUGUUGGUGGUCUGUUGAAGGCACCUACGGAAGACCAAGUAGCUUGCCAUUCUCCCAAACCUAUUCUCCUUGAUGUUGGCGAAGUGUUCAACCCAUAUCAAUGGACUCCCAACAUUGUAGAUAUCCAAACUUUCCGAGUCGGCCAGCUGAUUAUAAUUGUCAGCCCCGGUGAGGCUUCCACAAUGGCGGGACGGCGAUGGAAAGAUGCAGUCAAACAUCAGGCUGAGUCCUUAUUUGCUGAAGAGACUGAUGCGAAGCCGGUCGUGGUAAUUGGAGGACCAGCAAACAGUUACACGCAUUACAUUACGACGCAACAGGAAUACGGAAUACAACGAUACGAGGGAGCAUCCACCUUGUACGGCCCUUAUACGCUGGAUGCUUACAUCAACCGAACGCUCAAUUAUCUUCCAACCCUGGGAGCGUCGUUCACCAAAGGACCCCCUUCUCAUGCUGGAGGACCUUAUCCACCUGACAAUACCAACCGUUCUCUGAGCUUCAUCACUGGCGUGGUACGAGAUGGCACACCCGUCUUCCGUAGUUUUGGUGACGUCAAGACCGACGUUGAAGGCAAGUACGCGAUUGGCGAUGUCGUGCGCGCCACUUUUGUCGGAGCCAAUCCGCGGAACAACUUGCGACUGGAGCAGACGUACGCAGCUGUCGAGAGAUUGACCAUCGACAAGGGGGCCAUCAAGAGAUGGGACACCGUGCGGAACGAUGACGAUUGGAGCCUGAUCUUCCACUGGAAGCGGACGAGUGACAUACUCGCCACGAGCGAGGUCGAGAUUGUAUGGGAGACGGAGAACGACGCAAAGCCGGGGACGUACCGCUUCCGUUACUACGGGGAUUCCAAAUCGUUGGGCGGCAAGAUUACGAGCUUCGAAGGAGUUAGUGGGCAGUUCAAAUUGCACUGA